This is a messenger RNA of Stegastes partitus (bicolor damselfish), 3932 nucleotides long. RefSeq lists its product as uncharacterized. The transcript has 17 exons. NCBI's taxonomy places the organism in Eukaryota, Metazoa, Chordata, Actinopteri, Pomacentridae. The record is from RefSeq and is a predicted model, not a curated record. The coding region runs from base 11 to 1906 and encodes 631 amino acids.
AGUCUGUCAGAUGCACCAAAAGCUCUCCAAUAUGCUCCUGUCGUGGAUGAUCACAUUCGGAUGGCUUAUUUAUGGCUCCAUUACUGUUGAACCUGCCUUGGGAGCCAAUAAAAACCCCAACUGUGACCGGAAACUCUUUCAUGGAACAAUGUAUGACAGUCGCGAGGCUGUUGUCUGUGGGACUCGACUUCAUGUAGGGGCUGGGCUGUCCUGUUGUGGAGAUCAGCCUUUCAAUCCUGCAACGGCCACCUGUUGUAAAACAGAACAUGAAGCUAAUGUGACACAAGAUUUAAGUGAAAAGGUGUCAACUUGUUGUGGACUGACAGCCUUCAACGCACUCAAUGAAAUAUGCUGUGAUUCAACCGUUGCAGUCAAAAAUGCAACCACAGCUGAAUGUUGUGGUAAAGCGGCUUAUGAUAAGGACAAGCAGCUGUGUUGUCGUCCAGAUAGUGACCCGGUGAUUCUGGAAAAGACAUCCCCCCACCACCGGUGCUGUCGCCACAAACUAUACGACUUCACGACUCAGUGCUGCCACUGGAAGAAUGAUACACAUGUUGAGGUGAAACCUAAACCUCCAAAAGGCUGUGACGGGAAUUCAGGUGCAACUGCAGUUAAAACCACUCAUGGUACCUGUGGACAGAAAACUUACAACACACACACUGAAAUGUGCUGUGGGUCACUUGUCAUUCCCAAAAUGUCAGCAAAGGAAAGAUGCUGUGGUGAAGGUGCAUACAACUACGCGACUGAGUGCUGCUGCUGGCCAGAUCACGGACCCCCUGAGAGGAAACCAAAGACCUCACCCUGCUGUGCAGUGACCUCAGUUGUUCCACAUCUGACACCUGAACCUCCACCCAGCUGCAGUGAACCAAAUACACAUGUCUGUGGGUCAUCAUGUUACAAUCCAAACGAACGCCGCUGCUGUGAGAGAAAAGAGACCAAGCCUCACUGGUGCUGUGCCUCAGGCCAAUGUGAUGCCGCACCUACUGUGUAUAAUCCACAUACACAUGUCUGCUGUGAUGGCUGCAUUUCUGAGUUGAAGCCUGGGAUGGAUCAAUGCUGUGGAGACACACCGUAUGGCUCAGCACAGCGUGGACUUCUCUGUUGUCAUAAUGUCUUGUACAAAGACAGAGAGGAUGGAGAGGAAUGCUCAGAUGCAGGUAUUCCUUACAACCCAGCUAAAGGGACUAUGUGUUAUUCUCAGUUUCAUGCCUCUCCUGGACAACACUGCUGUGGGGCAGAAGUCUACCGGCCUCUUGAAGAGAUCUGCUGCGGUGGACACAGAUAUCCCAAAAGAGAAAACCUUCAAUGCUGUGGAGUUAAAGCAUACAACAUUACAGAUCCAAACAUGAAGUGCUGCAAAGGAACGCUCUAUGACCUGACGCAUCUGGGAAACCACGGACAUGAUGCAAAGUGCUGUGGAUCCGUUCUGCAAAACCCACAGAAACAGGAAGUUUGCUGCUCAAGUAAGGACGAAGCGGUGCUUUACCCCAAAAAGACGGGAUUUGGAUGCUGUGGUCACCUAUAUUUCAACUCGUUUCUGUGGUCGUGCUGCGCAGGGGUGCUGAGGCCAGGACACAAGCAGCAGAGCGGGAUGAAUGAAUGCAGACUUCUAUCUGUGAACAACCUGAAGGACACAGAACUUUGCCGAGAAAUCUACAUCGGAACUGUGGAAAGUGUGUCUCUGAACAGCAUUUUGUUCAGAAAUGUGCUGAAACUCGAUGGAAGAAAUGGUACAGUCCAACCUGUGCCCUUCCACCACAUCCUGAUGACGCCCAAUCGCUGUACCACCACUAAACUGAUUGUUGGGAAGUUCUACUUCUUUCAUGAUGUCAAUGUUUUCGCUGAUUUCAACCAUGACACUGUGAUCCAGUCACUCCAUUUCUUUUUCAGCAAAUGCUCUCUGUAGGUCACCACUGGUUGAUCUGCUCCUGUGUUCAUUGUCAGGGUUAUUCAGUUAUUCAGUACUUUGAACAAAUAUUCAAUCAUAUUUACGCACUUACUUACUGCAUUGCGAGAAAAAAUAUGUUACAUUAAUAUACUACUAAUGCAGCAUCAUUACUUGAAAAAAAAAAAAAUGCAGUGCCUGUUCAACUACUACCUGUUCAGAAACAGGCCCGUUGCAUAGCCUCCAGUAUUGCUGCACGCAGCUUUCUCAAUACCAACAAGCAACCACUCGUCCAAACAAAAGUGCGUGGUUAUCGAAACAGUCCAAAGCAAUACAACUCAAACUAGUUGACACCUCAUUAGGUAUAACCAACCAACAGAGAGAGAGUCACCCUUUACCAGCUCUGCAUUGCUCUGAGUAUUGUUUAAAAACCACUGAGUUUAUAAAACAAUAUAAGGAUUACUUUUGUAUUUGAUUAAUAGAACAACUGUUUUACCCCAAAUUAAUAUAUAUAUAUAUAAAAAAGUGUGAAUAAUUUUUAGUUGUUUUUUUUCUUUACAUUUUAUUCAAACAUAUAAUUAUCAUGUCACUGCUGUGUUAUUAUGCUAAUGAUAAUAAUAACAGCUGUUCUGGUGCAAUAAGCCAUUUCCAGUUUGCACUGUUUACAGAGCACCACCCUGUUGGUUCUAAAAUGCUCCCACAUGUAAAACGAUUGUGGACGAGAAUUUUCUAGACGCAGCUUGUUGUCCAGGCUUUGUCAUGAUGAUGAUGGCGUUAUAUCGAUUAAUUGCACCAGCUCUACCACAGACUGUCCUUUAAUGGGUUUUUUAAAAAAGCCUUAUUUCUCUAGAACUGCUCAUCCAAAGUACUUUAAACACUACACUGCACUUCCUUGGGUCCCUAGAAAAUACACUGCCAAGUUUGAAGUAUGGUGGAUGAACGGUUGUCUGGAAAAGCAAAGCACAGACAAACACACACGCACACUUUCACACACACACUCACUCACACACACACGCACACACACACGCACGCACACACACACACACACACAGUCAUUUCUUCAUUUGUUUAGUAAGCUGUUACUCGGUCCAGCUCGUCCUCUCUGCCAGUGAGGUGACUGAUGGACAUCUGGUCUUGAUGUCCUAAUGUAAUGUUGUACUGAGUUUUAAACUUGAAACAAUCACACAACUUGUUACUAAAGAUAGUAAUCAGUGCUGUAACACAGUCCACAUGGUGCAAGGUGACGUAUUCAUUUGUGCAUCAUUGUUCUGAUGCAUGUGAAUGCUGGUAGCAAUAAUAACCGAAGUCUGAUAAAAGCUGAAGCAGUCAAAGCUCUGCUCUCUGCAAACUAAUCUAUCCAAGCUAGUGUUAGUUUGGUGUGAAAAAGAAGCUGUCAUUGUAGCAGGUAGCCAGAACAUAACUUUAUGUUCACAUAAGCUAAACUGCUAUCAGCUAAUUCUGUUUGUUUUUGAAAUAUUGGAAGAAAUAUUUUUAUAUUCUAUAUUGAGUUUUGCACUGAAUUAUAUAAUAUAUGGCAAGUGUUUGCACAUGUCCUUCCCUCACAUAAAUUGAAUGUUUACAUGUCAUUUAUGAUUAAAAGAUUGAAUCAUAAUGUCCUGAUUGAUAAAGUGAGUGAUGUAAAUGAUAAGCAUUGCAUCAAAAAAUAUGAGGGACACCAAUAUGCUACACUACAAUCACCCGCAGAUUUCAUUUCCUGCCUUGGAUUUAUGUGACUCCAUACCCAACUUCUUCUGUCGUCCCCAUGUAAUGUGAUUUCUGUACUGUAAUAUGUUGUAGUGGAAAUGGUGGUUGCUUUGCAUUUCUGUACUGUAUAUAUAAAUGACUUACAUUUAAGCUAAAAGGGACAGAAAGCAUUUUACUGCAUACAUAACUAUGCUUGCUGGCAUUACUGGUAUAGCAUUUUAUAUUGCAUGUUUAUUUUUAAUACAUGACAGGACCUACUAUUGGUGCCAUCAUUUCUUUAAGCAUAAUGUUUCAAAAAGGUAAUUAAAAAAACACUUGCAAUAAACCUGUUGUGUUGGUGUAA